Messenger RNA from Triticum dicoccoides, 933 nucleotides. Its product is annotated as heavy metal-associated isoprenylated plant protein 39-like. The record is from RefSeq and is a predicted model, not a curated record. Gene Ontology annotation, molecular function: metal ion binding. The coding region runs from base 184 to 612 and encodes 142 amino acids. Lineage: Eukaryota; Viridiplantae; Streptophyta; Magnoliopsida; Poales; Poaceae. The transcript is spliced from 3 exons.
GAUCACACACCACCACCACACUUCCCCCUCUCUUCUCGCGCAUCGGGCUCAUCGCCCGAGACACAGAGCACGCACACCCACGCUGUCCUUCCACUUCCACUCACAAAUUUUAUCACGUCGCCGCCGGCGAAACUCUCCGCUGCCUCGUGCGCCGCCCGUCUGUUUGCCCGCCGGCGCUGCGCUAUGAAGAAGGUGGUGCUGAAGCUGGACGUGCACGACGACAGGCAGAAGCAGAAGGCGCUCAAGGCCGUCUCCGCUCUCCACGGCAUCGACAACAUGGGCGUGGACGUGAAGGACCAGAAGAUGACGGUGGUCGGCAGCAUGGACCCCGUUGACGUCGUCGCCAAGCUGCGCAAGGUCUUCCCCGGGGUGGACAUCGUCUCCGUCGGCCCGGCCAAGGAGGACAAGAAGGACGACAAGAAGGACGGCGACAAGAAAGACGGCGGCGGCGACAAGAAGGACGGCGACAAGGACAAGAAGGACGAGAGCAAGCAGGUGGUGUACCCGCCUCACUACUGGUACCCGCCGCCGCCGCCGCAGCACCACCACCCGCACCCGUACUACUUCGUCCGCAGCGCCGAGGAGGACCCCAACUCAUGCGUCAUCUGCUGAUCGCCUCAUCCCCAUGGCACCGCCCUGUACAUGUACAUUUCUAGCUGGGCUGCCGGCGUGCGGCUCACCGGCGGUCACCGGUCGCGACCUGCUCCGGUGGUGGUUGGUGGUUGCUCCACUCGUCAGCCUACCUGCGACAGCGAUCGCGAUAUAUAUGAUCCGUAGAUGAUGUUGUUUUGUCUUGUUUUUUCGCUUUGGGGGGGAUAAAGUAGACGCAUCUGCCGAGUUUGUGAUGCGCAGAUGUGGAAUCAAAUAACAGUGAGGGAAAGGACUACAAAUAUAUAUAUAUAUAUAUAUAUAUAUAUAAAAACUUUCUGCAAC